GGUCCCUCCUCCCCACGGCGGGCCUGGCGGGGCGGUGACGCUGCGCGGCGGCGGCUGAUGCGCUAGCUGUGUGAGGCGUUCCGGACGGCGACGGCGGCUCUCGUAGGCGGUUCCGGUCCUGUAUUCUCCGGGCGGUGGCAGUUCAUGGCGGCGACUGAGCUGAAAGGAGUGAUGGGGCCGGGCCCGGCAGCCAUUGCAGUUCCGGGCGGCGGCGGCACCGGUCCCCCCGUGGUGGGAGGCGGAGGCGGCCGCGGAGACGGCCGCGGAGACGCAGGGCCAGGCUCCGGGGCCUCGCCGUGCUCCGGGGCCACGCUGGGCACCGUGGCUGCGGCGGCUGCGAGCGGCCCCGGCCCCGGGACUGGGGGAGUGGCGGCGGCGGGCCCAGCCUCAGCGCCUCCGGCGGGGGGCUCGGGCGGAUCGGGCGCUGGGGGUUCGGGCUCGGCUCGAGAGGGCUGGCUCUUCAAAUGGACCAAUUAUAUCAAAGGCUACCAGCGGCGGUGGUUCGUGCUGAGCAACGGGCUCUUGAGCUACUACAGGUCAAAGGCAGAAAUGAGACAUACCUGCCGCGGUACCAUUAACCUCGCCACAGCCAACAUCACUGUGGAGGACUCCUGCAACUUCAUGAUCUCCAAUGGGGGUGCUCAGACCUACCAUCUGAAGGCCAGCUCGGAAGUGGAGCGGCAGCGCUGGGUGACGGCCCUGGAACUGGCCAAGGCCAAGGCCGUGAAGAUGCUGGCAGAGUCAGAUGAGUCAGGAGACGAAGAGUCUGUCUCACAAACUGACAAGACAGAGCUGCAAAAUACCCUCCGGACCCUGUCCAGCAAAGUGGAGGACCUGAGCACGUGCAACGACCUGAUAGCCAAGCACGGCACGGCGCUGCAGCGCUCCCUCAGUGAGCUCGAGUCCCUGAGGCUGCCCGCCGAGAGCAACGAAAAGAUCAAGCAGGUCAACGAACGAGCCACGCUCUUCAGGAUCACAUCCAAUGCCAUGAUCAACGCCUGCAGAGAUUUCCUUACGUUAGCCCAGACCCAUAGUAAAAAAUGGCAGAAGUCACUACAGUAUGAAAGGGACCAGCGUAUCCGGCUGGAAGAGACCUUGGAGCAGCUGGCAAAGCAGCAUAAUCACCUGGAGAGGGCCUUCCGAGGAGCCACGGUGCUACCUGCAAACACUUCUGGCAGUGUAGGUUCCAGUAAAGAUCAGUGCUUCUCUGGCAAAGGAGACAUGAGUGAUGAGGAUGAUGAGAACGAAUAUUUUGAUGCCCCUGAGAUCAUCAUCAUGCCUAAAAAUUUGGGCCACAAACGUACUGGCAGCAACAUCAGUGGAGCCAGCAGUGACAUCAGCCUUGAGGAGCAGUGCAGGUAUCAGCUGGAAGAGACCAAGAAGGAGAAGAGAACUAGUAUACCAGUCAAGCCAAACUAUAGCCUCAAUUUGUGGAGCAUCAUGAAGAACUGCAUCGGAAAAGAACUCUCUAAGAUUCCCAUGCCGGUGAACUUUAACGAGCCCUUAUCCAUGCUUCAGCGCCUUACUGAAGAUCUGGAGUACCAUGAGCUAUUAGACAAAGCUGCAGAAUGUGAGAGCUCUCUAGAACAGCUCUGUUAUGUUGCAGCUUUUACCGUGUCCUCCUACUCCACUACUGUCUUCCGUACCAGCAAGCCAUUCAACCCACUCCUUGGGGAGACCUUCGAGCUGGACAGACUAGAGGAGAAUGGGUACCGAUCCCUCUGUGAGCAGGUGAGUCAUCAUCCCCCUGCUGCUGCACACCAUGCUGAAUCCAAAAAUGGCUGGACAUUGCGUCAGGAAAUCAAAAUCACCAGCAAGUUUCGAGGCAAAUACCUCUCCAUUAUGCCCCUAGGCAGCAUCCACUGUAUUUUCCAUGCGUCUGGGCACCACUACACUUGGAAGAAAGUUACCACAACAGUGCACAACAUUAUCGUGGGCAAGUUGUGGAUAGACCAGUCUGGUGAAAUUGAUAUUGUAAAUCACAAGACAGGAGACAAGUGCAAUCUUAAAUUUUUUCCUUAUAGCUACUUUUCUCGGGAUGUACCAAGAAAGGUGACAGGGGAAGUGAAAGAUCGAUCAGGAAAAGUUCACUUUGUCCUGCGGGGGACGUGGGAUGAGAAAAUGGAACGUUCCAGACCAGCGACUGGGGAUAAUGGGGGCGAUGCUCGACAGAGAGGCCACGAAGCAGAGGAGAGCAGGGUCACGCUGUGGCAGAGGAACCCUUUACCGAAUAAUGCAGAAAACAUGUACUACUUCUCAGAGCUUGCUCUGACUCUCAAUGCCGAGGAGCCGGGCACUGCCCCCACAGACAGCCGAUUACGGCCCGACCAGAGACUGAUGGAGGAAGGGAAGUGGGAUGAGGCAAAUGCUGAGAAGCAGCGCUUGGAAGAAAAACAAAGACUUGCCAGAAAGAGGAGAGAAGAGGAAAGAAAAGCGAAAGACACAGACAGAAAGGAUGGUAACAAAGCAGAAGACACAGACAGAAAGGAUGGCACACACAGCGAUCCCUAUAAGGCACUGUGGUUUGAGCUGAAGGGAGACCCUGUUACCAAGGAGUUAACCCAUAUUUAUAGGGGAGGAUACUGGGAGUGUAAAGAAAAACAGGACUGGAGCUCAUGCCCGGACAUUUUCUGAACAACAGUAAAGAAAAGGAGGAGGAGCCAAAAGCCAAGGGGACAGAGGAUGCACGGGAAAGCUGGGGAUUCCCUUCCCGAGGGCUUUCCUCAAGUUUGUCUGUCUUAACCAAUCAUUUUUUCCAAAUCAAUCACCAGAAGCAGACACCAGUGGUGGUGAUUGGCUGGUUGCCUUAGCUGAUUGAAACUGAAAUCAACAUAAUAGAUACCUGUGUUUGUAAGGGAGAGGUUUAGUGGCUGAAAGGUAGUGUUGCUCCACUUCUGUAGAGGCAGGUGUUCUUGGCUCUUCCUUCUCCCUCUGCUCCCGUUCAAGAUGAUGCCGUCCAGCCUCCCCCAUAGUGCCCAGCUCAGCCAAGAUCUACACCAGAUUAAGAUUCAGGGGCAUUUUGGUGCUGUUCAGAGUAAGAGCUGGGUUUAGAAGUUCUUCUAAAAAGAAACAUGUUAGACUCACCAACAGAGGCAUCAUGCAUGAUUGCGGUGGAGCUUGGGAUGGGCGUUGUGAAAUGUGUUCACCAGUGGGGUCCGUGUCAUGGGGAUGUCCAUGCGUGGAUAACUACGUCUUGGGACACUGCCCGGGAGACUUGUCCUGUAAGGUCGGAACAUUGAGUUACACUCUUGGACAUUUCUGUCUUCACUCACGUAAAACACCUUUCUGCUGUUCUCCAUCUCCUGGGAUCGCAACCGAGGCCGCUUUGGUGGUUGGUAGGGUUGCGGUGGUCUCACAAAGGGGCUUUACGGACGUGCUCAGGCAGAGAACUUCUGAGAACACAGGCAGGACCGAAAAAGACUGCCGGCCACUUUCGCUUUCCUGCUUCCUCCUCACCCCCAUCCGUCAUUUCCUUUCUCACUUCGCUGCUCUCUCUCCGCACGAUACCAGUUUGGGUGUGUGCCCACUGUGGAGCAAAACGUCCUGCCCCCUUCUGAUCUCCUGCAGAAUUUGAGAGAAGCGGUUUACCUGGGGUGAAAGUUGUCACCAUCUCUCAAGCCCCAUGGACUGGAGCCACCCAUGAAAUAAUGUGUUAAAAAUCUGUAUAUUAUACAUAUGUAGAGAAAAAUCUAAUUUUUUGUUUGAUUUUCCUCCUUCCUAUUAAGAAUCUUGGGUUUUUGAUACUUCCUAUCUCCCUGGGACUCUCGGAUCUGUGGAUGUGGACUGGAGCCUCCUCCGCCUUCCACCCUGUAGGGGCGGACUCGUUCAGAACCUGAGCAGGGUUGUGCCCGGCUGUUACUGAGCUCGGCUGCUCCCUAUGGUUUCUGUCAUGGGUGCCCGCUGCUGCCUGAAGUCUGCUCUCCUAAAUACCUGACUCUUGAAAACGAAAUCCUCACCUCCUUCCUGCCUUUCUUUUGUCAGGAGGAGUGGGGUCAGGAGGACAGUUUCCAGAUUGAUUCUGCCUCUGUCCAAAUCGCAGCUCACACAGCUGACACCCAAAACAACUCUUCCUGGGAUGUGGGGCUGAGAGCAGCAUCACAUGGGAUGGGCAGGAGAACCCCUGCUGGGCUCUGGCUUCCCUUUUUCUGUAUUUGUUUGAGUUGUCUUCUUCCGAAAUCUCACCCCCAUGCAGCCCACCCUUGGUUGAGGAUCACAAACUGAGGUGCCUUCCUUGUAUGCCUUUUGUUAGUGUUUUUUCGUUUCUGUUCCGUAACUGCUGAGCCUCAGCCAGUGUGGGCCCUGGGGGGCAAUGUCAUUCCAGAGGAAGCCAGCCCUCCAGGGAAGCUGGAUUUCUACUGGGUGAGCCAGUGCUUCGUCCCUCCUCCCUUCCCAGCCAGAUGGACUUGAGAGGGGGCAGCUGCUGGGGAAUUUCCUCCUAAGAACCUGAUUCCCCACAGAAGCAAGGGAUUGUCCUGGGGCUGCUUGCAAGGAGGCCCAAAAGGUGAAGGUCUGAUGACUCAGGGGCCUUAGACUGAGGAUCCCCAACUAAACUGAACCUCCCUGCUGCUUGCCUCUUCCUCCGCCCUCUGCACUACAUUUCCAGCCCGAUCCCCAGUCAGGUUCCUGCAAAUGGAAGAAGCUUUGAGUCCUUCAGGUGAAAUAGUCACAUCAAAACAAAACUAUAUAUAUUUUCAGUUUUUUUGCCUUAUUGUUUUUUCCAAGAAAACCACUAAAUUAAAUAAUUUUUAAAAAGUCAUAU
This is a messenger RNA of Pteronotus mesoamericanus, 4759 nucleotides long. RefSeq names its product oxysterol binding protein (gene OSBP). Gene Ontology annotation, molecular function: sterol binding. The record is from RefSeq and is a predicted model, not a curated record. Lineage: Eukaryota; Metazoa; Chordata; Mammalia; Chiroptera; Mormoopidae. The transcript is spliced from 14 exons. Gene Ontology annotation, cellular component: plasma membrane; perinuclear endoplasmic reticulum; cytosol. The coding region runs from base 145 to 2634 and encodes 829 amino acids.